CUGAGCGCUACUUUUCUCCAGUAGUUCAAAACACGAGUUCCCCUCACUCUAAUAAUUCAACACCACCUCUUCCUUGCCCAACAUGUCUCAAACCACCCAAGAAAAGCCCCGAGACCCUACUCUCCAUCUCAUUGCCGCCCGUCGGGGCGCCGCCACCAUCCUCCGCGCCGGCCAAACUAUCAAAGUCAUAAACACCUCCGGCCACCAAGUCGUCGACACCUGGGCUUUCGCCCUCCCCUCAUCCUCCCUCCCAACAGUCGAUGCCCCAAUCUUCCCCGCCGCCCUAUCUGCUCCAGCGACCUCUUACUCCGUCGCCGCCAACACAGCCGCUGCCGCCCCUGAGUACAUGUCCAUGUCCCACACGCGAGCCUCACUGCUGAAGCUCACACCCGAACUCGGAGAUACACUGCGGAGUCAGAAGCGGGCGCCGAUGUUGACGCUGGUAGAAGAUACAAGCGCAGGUGUGCAUGACACUCUGAUCGCGGCGUGCGAUCGGUGGCGGUAUAGCGAGUUGGGAGUGACGACGUACCACGAGUCUUGCACGGAUAAUUGCUGGGACGCGUUGGAGAAGCUUGCUUUAUCGCUUCCCAAGAAUACAGAUGCGGAGAAAGAGGUGGUAGAUGGAUUGCUAGGGUUGCAGGCACGGUGGGGUGGGCGGGUCCCGGACCCUUUCAAUCUAUUUAUGAAUAUUCCGGUUACGGAGGAAGGAGAGGGCGCGAAGAGAGGGGUUAGUUUUGAGGCGCCGCUUACGAAGGAGGGAGACUAUGUGGCGCUCUGGGCGGAGAGAGAUUUGGCGGUUGUGAUGAGUUCGUGUCCGCAGGAUGUGUUGAGUAUCAAUGGGGGCAAGCCGAUGGAUGCACAUUUUCAGAUUAUAGAUAUUCCUAAAGCUUACUAUAUCACUGGCCUCAUUAAAGGCCACCAUAUAUACAUGAACUCUGUUUAUCGUCCGCCGUUGCGCGGCAAGCAGGGUUGCUGGACCUGCCGCUUGCGAAAGAAGAAAUGCGACGAGGGUCGACCGCAUUGUUCGACGUGUGAAUCGCUAUCAAUUACUUGCUAUGGUUACGGUCCAAAACCCGACUGGAUGGACAAUGGGGAGAAAGAAAGAGCAAUUUCGAAAAGUAUCAAAGAUAUCGUCAAAUACACUUCGAGACGCAAAAGGACAACCCAGCUUCCGAAGGAACACGAACCAAUCGUCCUAGCGCCCAAGUCCUCGAGUGCUUCUGUGGAGAACACCUCUUCCAACUCAGGGUCAAGCCGCAUGCAUGAAUCUACCCCUCCGUCAGAUCAUGGGUCAUUACACCAAGAUAUACGCACGAAUGAAGCCCAUGCACUGUACAAUGGAUCAGACCUCAUAUUCUACAUACCGGCGGACGAGUCUACCCUUCUGAUGCAUUUUCUAGAUGAAAUCUUUCCGCUCCAAUACCCCAUGUAUAAACCGGGAAUUCUGGAUGGAGGCAGGGGUUGGCUACUUGCCCUUACUCUCCGGACAAAAUCUCUCUACUAUGCCGCUCUGGCUACUAGUGCACACCAUCGCCGGAUGAUCAUGCAAACUAAGAUGAGCCACGUCUGUCGAGCGCUGGAGGUCCAACAAGCGCAGCAUCUUGAAAACUGUUUGAAGUUGGUCAAUGAAUUUGCGCAGGUAUCGUGCCCGUACAAUGGGCUAGGCGUUACACAUACAGUCAUCCAGCUGGGAUAUUACGAGCUUUUUGCUGGCGAUGGGAAUGCGUGGAAGGCGCAUUUCCGUGCAGCGAUGAACAUGUACCAGCAAGGCUAUAAAGAGAACCUGUGUGGAUACGCUCUAACUGAAGAGUCGCGCAAGAUUCUUUUGGAGGACCGCCAUAUCUCAGAGAUUGAUCCUCUAGUUGCAGAAGAAGUUAGGAACCAUAGAUUCUUGGGCGGCUCGUUGUUCUGGCUCGAUAUAACAUCUUCCAUCACUGCGGGAACAGCGCCAUAUUUGCAGUCGUAUCACUUCCGCAUCAUCACUCCAGAUUCCCAGAUCAGACUCGACCAAGUCAUGGGCUGUAAAAAUUGGGUAAUGCUCCAGAUUGGCCGCAUCGCUGCGCUGCAUGAAAAUUGGACCCACGCGUUGGAGCAAGGAAAUGGGGAUUGUGCAGGAUUUCAGCAUACUGUAUCCGAUAUCAGUAAAGAGAUCCAGCUGUACAGUCUCACCCAGGCGACCCUAGACGAGUUCAGCAUCUCCGAAGGCCUCUCUCCUACAACGUUCAAUACGGUACCCUAUUAUUCCACGCUCAUCACAAACAUGUUCGCCUGCACAGCGUCUCUUUACCUCCACCUGAUUACCUAUGGCUUUCACAAACUUGAGCUUGUGGAUACGAUCUUCUCCGAAGCCAUGCGAAUGCUUCACACUCACAUUCCAGCACAGCUUUUGCCAGCCUUGGUUGCUCCUCUGUAUGUUAUUGGCUGCGUUGCUAAACAGGAAGACCAACAGUACUUCCGGAGCGCGUUUUCGUCUCCACCAUUGGUAGAUCCAUUACUAAAACAUCGAGAGAGAAUUUUGCCGAUCUUAGAAGAGAUCUGGCGGGGGAGGCAGGUAACGACUGACUUCACGUGGAAGGACUGUCUCGAGCUUACAAAAGAUGUACUGCUUUUUUGAGUGCUCGCGGUAAAUUUUGUUCUUGCAGUCUUUUCAUGGUUCAAAGGUAGCGGGGGACCGCCCCAAUAUAUCGAAUCCGAACUGAUCACGU
Mytilinidion resinicola is the source of this 2705-nucleotide messenger RNA. RefSeq lists its product as uncharacterized. Gene Ontology annotation, biological process: regulation of DNA-templated transcription. The transcript is spliced from 3 exons. Bases 83 to 2614 code for a protein of 843 amino acids. Gene Ontology annotation, molecular function: DNA-binding transcription factor activity, RNA polymerase II-specific; zinc ion binding. The record is from RefSeq and is a predicted model, not a curated record. Lineage: Eukaryota; Fungi; Ascomycota; Dothideomycetes; Mytilinidiales; Mytilinidiaceae.